Acanthaster planci (crown-of-thorns starfish) is the source of this 3164-nucleotide messenger RNA. RefSeq names its product leukotriene-B4 omega-hydroxylase 3-like. The record is from RefSeq and is a predicted model, not a curated record. NCBI's taxonomy places the organism in Eukaryota, Metazoa, Echinodermata, Asteroidea, Valvatida, Acanthasteridae.
UGCAAACCUGUUUGUUUUCCAGUGGUUUACAUAUACCUUUCAAGCAUUCCGGACGCGCGCGGUCAGGUCACGGUUUGUAAAUGGCAUUCAGGAAUGACACAGUCAUGAUUAUUGAACUCUGUUCAACCUUGCCCUGGUGCUGCGUGACCCCAUUGGUACGGCAUCUGUAGCUGUCAAGGGUGUUCAUUGUUGUUCCCGAACUAAAAGCACAAUACACCACUUGCAGAUUUCGGACUCAAGGACGGGUGAAGUGACGGUGGUUAUCGUGGAUGUACAUGUACGUGUAUACCUGUGAUGGGAGAAGUAAUGUAUUUUGAGCGGACACUACACUGCGUGGUCGCAUAGCCUUUCACCGCAGCUUUGACUUGAACAGAUUCCCAGUUACAAUGUUGUGGCGGUUAUUUUGCAUGAUUCUGGCAUGGGCUUUGUUGAAGUUUCUUGUGUCUCUCUGGAAGGCCAUAAGCACGCGGAAUGCCCUGAAGAAGCUACCCUCUCCACCUGGUGCGCAUUGGCUGCAUGGCCAUAACAAGCAGGGUCCCUUUGACCCGGGCUACAAGUGGCUGAUUGACACCGUGGCAGCCUUCCCCCGUGUCUACACCUUGUGGCAAGGAUUAACGCCCAUGCCUAUGCUGGUCCAUCCCGAAACCAUCAAGCCGCUUUUGAUGGGUACUGUGAGCAACAAGAAAUCUGAAUUCUACGACCUCUUUAGUGAUUGGUUAGGCGGGGGCCUGGGCAUUGCAAGAGGCGCCAAAUGGAAGAGGAACCGGCGCCUCCUGACCCGCUCAUUCAACUUGGAUGUCCUGCGCACCUACACUCCUGUUUUCAACGACUGCGUGGAGGUGUUGCUUGAAAAGAUGAACCAAGCUACUGGCGAAUGUCAAAAGUUUGAAAUGUACCAUGGUCUUGUGCUUUGCACCUAUGAUGUUAUUCUCCGCACUGCCUGCUCUUACAAAUCAAAUUGCCAGAUCUCGAAGAUUGAGCAGGAAAAUGGGAUUGAUGUUCUAUCGGCAUGUGAAACCUUGAUACGGUUCAUCCAAAUGCGCCAGUACGGCAAUAGGCUUCUUCUCAUCCCGUGGAUCUUUCGGCUGAGUGCCAACUACGCUGAGUACAGGGAUGCUUUCCAGUACCUCCACAAAUUCGCCAGAAAACUGGUCAAGGAGCGACAGAAAGAAAUAUCUGAAAAGGCUGCUGCUGCUGUCCCAUUAACCAAGCCCCGUGAUUUCCUGGACACGCUCAUCAUGGCCAGAGAUGAAGAUGGCACCGGACUCACCGUGAAGGAGAUGGUAGACGAGGUCAACAAUUUCCUGUUUGCCGGCCACGAGACCACGGCUACUUCCAUGACGUGGUUGCUGUACUAUCUAUCUAAGCAUCCUGAACACCAAACCAAAAUCAGGGAAGAGGUGGACGAGGUACUUGCCGCAAGAGACUCCGAAAGAAUUACUGUUAAGGACCUGAGCCGUUUCGAGUACAUGACCAUGGCCAUAAAGGAGUCUAUGCGAAUGAUAACCGCUGGACCCGUGAUGGGUCGUAAGCUGACAACUCCUUACACCGUAGAUGGCGUCACAAUCCCAGAAGGCACAACCGUUGGAAUUUGUUUACAUCAGCUUCACCACAACCCGACCGUCUGGGGCGACGACCACAUGGAGUACAAGCCUUCUCGCUUCCUGCCGGAAAAUGUCGCCAAGAUGGACCCUUUCUCUUACUCACCUUUCUCUGCCGGGGCGAGGAACUGCAUUGCUCAACAGUUCGCCCUGAACGAGAUGAAGGUAUUCACGGCCAGAAUCCUGAGACGUUUCCGUCUGAAAUGGGUGGAAGGGGAACCAGACCUGAUUCCCAUCAUGACGUUUGUGUCAAAACCCAUGAAACCAUUGUAUAUCGAUUUGGAAGCAAUCCACAAUACCUCUUAAAUGGAGGGCAUCUGGAGGAAAGCACAAAGCAAGAGCAUUUAGGGAAAAUAAAAGCAGAGGCUGGUAACAAAUUAGUAAGGCAAAAACAACCAAACUCCGCCUAUUGCCUGGCAAAACAAAACGAGGGGGAAUUAGUAUCAAUUCAGGCGAUUCACCAAAGUGGGCCUCCAAGAAGUAGUUUGCAACGCGUUGGCCAAUCACAAAGCGCGAAAUCUAAGAACCCCUUUCAAACGCGCAUUGGAUUGGCUGACGUCGCGCAUUGGGCCAAUGCGUUGCAAACUCUUUUAGGCGCACUAUUGUGAAUCGCCCGCAUUUUCAACAUCCAGUAUCUAAUGUACAUUUCUCAAGAUGUUUGAAAUGUCUUCAUUAAUUUAUCUGGAAAAAUCUUCCACUAAAAACAACGUUGGAAAAUGAUCCAUUCUGUUUUUUUGUUAUAAUUUUUUCAAUUAAUUUCUUUAAUUUGCUCAAGCAUUGGGAUGUUUGAAGCUUGUGAUUCGUUGUCACAGUCUCGCUCACUAAUGUGCCCAUUGAUAGUUUAGCAUUUGGUUUUUAAAAUUAAGAAAAAAAACCUGAUGUUAGAUCGAAAAUAAUGAUAAAUGGAAGAAACGGUUUCAGGGAUUCUAAACAGGUUUCAAGGAUUCUACUCCACCUACCCAUUGGAACGAUGUAAUGCUUUGUAGUGCCUACUAAGAUUUUGUAAGAUAUUAUCCUACAACUAAGGUAGCUAGUAAGACUUUUGUCCACACUGAGCAGUGUAGGUGACACCACGUCCCGUCGCGAUUGUUGGGAGAUGGAAUGCGGUAGUAUUGUGGAGAUAAUAUGAUGCCUCAAAUGAUAGAUAAAGGGAUUACGGGAUGUAGUUUGGUAGAUAUGUAAGACAUGACAUUUAAAAGUUGAUGUAUGAUUGUUAUUUGGAUACGGUUAAAAGUCACUGUUUUAUCUGGUCUAAUUAAUCAAAUAAUACAAUGUAUAUGCGGUUUUCGCAUUGAGUUAAAGUAAAAAACGGGACCAUUCUGCUUAAGGAAAUGGCAGAGAAAGCCAUUACUUUUCUCUGUCAGUAAUUGCCAAUUUGUCUCUUUUGUUCUUUUUGUAGUCAGCAAUAUUUUUCCUCUUCAGAAUUAAGUCGACAUUGCCCUCAAUGAAACAUAUUAGAAUGCAAUAACCACAGAGAUAAUGUGAGAGUGACCAACACGGGUGACAAUAUGAUUUGUUGUUCCCUUUUGUAUCUAACGCACUGGUAAACCAUUUUAAAACUAA